AUGGAAGUGGCACUCCCACCAACCCCUUCUCUCCACUCCUCUCCCCUUGCCCUCCAUCCACAUAUUCCCCCAACCCCUCCGCUGCAAGACUACGACGAGUACCAAAAGCUAGGCUUUGUGUUGCCCUCAAACGGCAUUGGAAGAUCCGCGCCGCUCUACCCACUCCCUCCAACAACAAGAGAAAACAAAGUCCUACCCGAAGACCUCAAAACCCCCGACAACCACGUGGAAAGGGACCCCAGACUCAUCAGGCUAACCGGCGUCCACCCAUUCAACGUCGAAGCCCCCCUGAGCGACCUCUACGACGAAGGCUUCCUCACCAGCAAAGACCUGCACUACGUGCGCAACCAUGGCGCGGUGCCAGUCGUCGAGGACGCCGGCGUCCUCGACUGGGAAUUCAGCAUCGAGGGCCUGGUAGCCCACCCAGCCACGCUCACGCUGCGCGACCUCAUGCAGACAUACGAACAAGUCACGUACCCCAUCACACUCGUAUGCGCGGGCAACCGGCGCAAGGAGCAGAACCUGGUGCGCAAGACCAAGGGCUUCUCGUGGGGCGCGGCGGGCCUGUCGACGGCGCUGUGGACGGGGGUGACGCUGGCGUCGCUGCUCGCGCGCGCGGCGCCGACGCGCGGCGCCCGCUACGUCUGCUUCGAGGGCGCCGACCGCCUGCCCAACGGCCACUACGGCACCUCGGUCAAGCUCGCCUGGGCCGCCGACCCCGACCGCGGCAUGCUGCUCGCCCACCGCAUGAACGGCGAGCCGCUCCACCCCGACCACGGCAAGCCGCUGCGCGUGGUCAUUCCGGGGCAGAUUGGCGGCCGCAGUGUGAAGUGGUUGAAGAGGAUCAUUGUUACGGACCGGCCGAGUGAUAACUGGUAUCAUAUCUAUGACAACAGGGUGCUGCCUAUGAUGAUCAGCCCCGAGGACAGCGCGAAUCUGCCGGAGACGUGGAAGGAUGAGAGGUAUGCGAUCUAUGACUUGAAUACCAACAGCGCCAUCUGCUAUCCGGCGCAUGACGAGAGGGUGGCGGUGCCGCCGGGUAGUGAGGGGACGUACAAGCUGAAGGGGUAUGCGUAUGCGGGGGGUGGGAAGAGGGUGAGCCGGAUGGAGGUGACGUUGGAUCAGGGCAGGACGUGGAUGCUGGCGACCAUGUCGUACCCCGAAGACUUGUACCGGCUUGCGCCGGAGGGAGAGGUGCUGUUUGGUGGGAGACUGGACAUGGCGUGGCGGGAGAGCUCCUUUUGUUGGUGUUUUUGGGAGCUGGACGUGCCUCUCUCGCGGCUGCAAGAGGCGGGUGAUGUGAUGAUUCGGGGCAUGGAUGACUCCAUGAUGGUGCAGCCGCGGGAUAUGUACUGGAGCGUAUUGGGUAUGAUGAACAACCCGUGGUACCGGGUCGUCAUCCACAAGGAGGCGCAUGGUUUGAGAUUCGAGCAUCCCGCCCAGCCGGCGCUGAUGCCGGGAGGGUGGAUGGAACGAGUCAAGAAAGGAGGCGGCAACCUCUCCAACGGGUUCUGGGGGGAGAAGAUGACCGGCGAGGACGAAGCGCUAUCGACAGAGGCGCCCGCCAAGGAGAUCAGCAUGGUCGACGAGAAAAUCACCCGCAAGAUCACCGCCGAGGAGCUCCAAGAACACUCUGGCGAGGACAAACCAUGGUUCGUUGUCAACGGCCAAGUCUACGACGGCACCAAGUUCCUCGAAGAGCACCCCGGUGGCGCUGCCUCCAUCACCAACGCCGCAGGGCAAGACGUAAGCGAGGAGUUCCUCGCCAUUCACAGCGAAAACGCCAAAGCGAUGAUGCCCGCCUACCACAUCGGCGCCGCCCCCCUCACCCUCUCCUCACCCACCCCCACCACACCCACCACCACCACCGACACCGUCUUCCUCACCCCCAAAACCUGGCGCCGCGCCCUGCUCGCCUCCAAAACCACCGUGUCCCCGGACACCAAGAUCUUCCACUUCACCCUCCCCGUCCCCACCCAAACCGUCGGCCUCCCCGUCGGCCAGCACCUGCUCAUCCGCCUGCGCGACCCGGCCACGCGCGAGGCCGUCAUCCGCGCCUACACGCCCCUGUCCGAGGGCACCGAGACGGGCACCCUGCGCGUGCUCGUCAAGAUCUACCGCGACACGCCCGCGCGCAAGGGUGGGCUGAUGACGCAGGGUCUGGAUGCGCUGCCGGUGGGGCAUGCGGUUGAUUUUAAGGGCCCCGUGGGCAAGUUUGAGUAUCUGGGUCGCGGGCGGUGUAGUGUGAAUGGGAAGGAGAGGACGGUGCGGCGGUUUGUGAUGGUUUGUGGCGGGUCGGGGGUGACGCCUAUCUUUGCGGUGCUUCGGGCGGUGGUGAGGGAUGGGGAGGAUGAGACAAGCUGUGUGGUGCUGGAUGGGAAUCGGGAGGAGGGGGAUAUUUUGCUGAGGGAGGAGUUGGCGGGGUUGGAGCGGGAAGGGGGGGAACGGUGUCGGCUUGUGCAUACGCUGAGCCGGCCUGGGGAGGGGUGGACGGGGUUGAGGGGGCGGGUGGAUAAGGGGUUGUUGGAGCGUGAGGUGGGGAGGCCGACGGGGGAGAAGGAUACGAUGGUGUUGAUUUGCGGGCCGGAGGGGAUGGAGAAGGCGGCGAGGGAGGCAUUGUUGGGGAUGGGGUGGGACGAGGGCGAUUUACUUUUCUUUUAGUGGAGAGCGACUGUUUGUAAAAUUCUUAAGCUUUGUAUUUGAAGAAAAUGAUGAAUUAUGAUGAGGAGCCUCAUGAAAACAUGAAAACAAUACUCAAUGCCAGUGGCAGUUAAUUCGUCGUGGAAGCCAUCAUGCGAGAAACGAAGUGGUGUGAGAGAUGUUCUUGCCCCGGAGAUGCUCAAACAUGACGGGCAUUCUCGGAUGAGGUCAAAACCGGCUGCUACGUUAGAAACAAACUAUCUCCGUAAGCUUGUAUAGAAUGAUACAAUCUGCCCUUGUAUCUCCGAGGUCCUCGCAACUUUUGGAAAUGUUAGGAGAAGUGUUGUGUUGUGUAACCCUUCAUAUUUACGGUCACAGAACGGAAGCGUAUUGUUGUAACAUCGUAAGUUACCUUACGAGUCACGUGGUACACCUCUUCCAGGAUCCCAAUUGGAGCGCCCGAUUGGCGACCAGCAGCAAGAAGCUCUG
This is a messenger RNA of Chaetomium fimeti, 3129 nucleotides long. RefSeq lists its product as uncharacterized. The record is from RefSeq and is a predicted model, not a curated record. NCBI's taxonomy places the organism in Eukaryota, Fungi, Ascomycota, Sordariomycetes, Sordariales, Chaetomiaceae. Gene Ontology annotation, biological process: sulfur compound metabolic process; nitrate assimilation; nitric oxide biosynthetic process. Bases 1 to 2661 code for a protein of 886 amino acids. The transcript has 2 exons. Gene Ontology annotation, molecular function: heme binding; molybdenum ion binding; nitrate reductase (NADPH) activity.